Molecule: messenger RNA, 2243 nt
Organism: Cryptomeria japonica (Japanese cedar)
Lineage: Eukaryota; Viridiplantae; Streptophyta; Pinopsida; Cupressales; Cupressaceae
Product: ribose-phosphate pyrophosphokinase 4
Exons: 8
Coding region: 262-1524 (420 amino acids)
Biological process (GO): purine nucleotide biosynthetic process; 5-phosphoribose 1-diphosphate biosynthetic process
Cellular component (GO): ribose phosphate diphosphokinase complex; cytoplasm
Molecular function (GO): ribose phosphate diphosphokinase activity; magnesium ion binding
Source: RefSeq, a predicted model, not a curated record
AUCACAUAAAAUUAGAAAUAAGGAAGACAACCAGCUAAAUCAUUGAACUCAUGUUUGGUUCAAUCACGUAAGACUAGAAAUGUGAAGGAAAACUGAUAUGAAAUAUUAAAGAACUAGCUAGAUCAGACGACUUCUUCAGUGAAAAUACAGUUUUCUUGGUAUAAAGCUUUGUUGAGCAGCACGGUAUUGGGGGUUUCAAAUCCAAAUCUAAAAUGGCGGCAGAACAUUAGUAAUUCUGUAUAGCAGAAGCCAUCACAAUCGAUGGCGCCAUUCCCUUGCGUAUCAUCAUCUAAUACUCUUUCAAGAAAUGUUACCCACUCUUUCCAUUCUCUAAAUAGAGAUGGUCUGCAACACCAUUAUAAAAAUAAAGCCGUUGCUUCUUUAACGAAAGGUAGCAGACACGGAUCAAGUCCUUUCAAAUACAAGGUUUUUCUCAAUCUCGCCGUAGACGAAGCGAAUUUGCUUGAAGUCCACGCCACAGACAGUACUAAGAAACCUAUGGCAAUCUCUGUGGCGGCUGCAUUAGCUGCGACUCGAACCGAGAACGAUGAAAUGGGUUUUGAUAGUUACAGAGGUAAGAAGAAAAAUAUUUGCCUCUUCUACUGUGCAGAAACCCACGAUCUCGCUUGCCGAAUCGCUGCCGAGUCUGACACAAUUGAACUUCGAUCCAUCACAUGGAGGACUUUUGCUGAUGGGUUCCCCAACCUCUUCAUUUCAAAUGCCCAUGGUAUCCGAGGACAACAUGUAGCUUUUCUAGCCUCAUUCAGCUCUCCUGGUGUCAUUUUUGAGCAGCUUUCCAUCAUUUAUGCCUUGCCCAGGAUGUUUGUGUCAUCUUUUACUCUUGUUCUGCCAUUCUUUCCUACUGGAUCUUAUGAGCGCAUGGAGGAGGAGGGAGAUGUGGCUACAGCAUUCACUCUCGCUAGAAUUUUGUCAAACAUACCCAUUUCUAGAGGUGGACCAACAAGUUUGGUCAUCUUUGACAUUCAUGCAUUGCAGGAGAGAUUCUACUUUGGGGAUAAUGUCCUGCCAUGCUUUGAAAGUGGCAUUCCAUUGCUUAAACAUCGGCUUUAUGAACUUCCUGAUUCUGAGAACAUAAGCAUAGCUUUUCCAGAUGAGGGUUCUUGGAAACGGUUUCACAAACAGCUGCAGCACUUUCCUACUGUUAUCUGUACAAAGGUCCGGGAAGGUGAUCAACGAUUUGUACGUCUCAAGGAGGGUAAUCCUGCAGGCCGACAUGUUGUCAUAGUAGACGAUCUAGUGCAGUCUGGUAGUACCCUUAUUGAAUGUCAGAAAGUAUUAGCUGCGCAUGGUGCUGCAAAAGUUAGUGCAUAUGUUACACAUGGUGUCUUUCCAAACAGAUCAUGGGAACGGUUUCAACAUGACAAUGGAGUGGGUCCAGAAAAUGGCUUUUCAUACUUCUGGAUCACAGACUCUUGUCCUCUCACAGUAAAGGAGGUAGUUGGCAGGCCACCCUUUGAAGUGCUCAGUUUAGCAGGGCCAAUUGCUGCCGCACUUCAGAUUUAGAAUCAUAGGCAAAGCAGGUAUUAUUUGCACUUGUCAUCUUGUUGAUAAACGUUGAUUCUUCUAGGAGUAUUCAGCUGCACAUAUUGAAUUAUACUAGUUGGAAACUGAGCCUUCAAUCACAUACAGAGCUUAGCUACCAUCUCGCUAUUCAUUCUAUUCAUACAUGUAGUUUAAUCAAAUUGAUAUUAUAGUUCUGAAAAUAUACUGGUUACACAGUACAGGCUUGCAUGAUUUUGGACUUGUGCUUUCUCACCAAGAUGAGGGUGAUUUGCAUCUUUCUUUAUCAAGUCUGAAGACUAAGCUAGCCAAUUGCCACUGUACUUGUGGAUUUGAAAAUCUUGGUUAUAAUUUUCUGUCAGGAUCUUCUGUAUUUCUUGAUAUUCAUUCAUAGAGUGGUUUCCAAAUCAUUUGUGGUCAUUUAUAUUUUUGGGACUCCUGAAAGUGGUAUCAAGUUCAGAAGACUUUGAUAUGUAGAUGCCAAAUCUCUGUUUGGACGAUUAGCCAGUUUGCUGCAGUCCUAUGAUCUUCUUCACUUGAAAUAAUAUGGUAAGAACAAGUCCUGUUCAAUGCAUAAUCUGUUUACAGGUCAUGAUUACAACAGAAGAUAUUGAAAAUUUCUGAAAUGAUAAUUCUGCAACCAUUCACUGGAAAGGGAACUGUACCAGGAAACACUUAUUUUUUGCUUCUUACCAUUCUGAACGAAUAAACUUUUCUGUUUA